Fusarium sp. VM40 is the source of this 1503-nucleotide messenger RNA. The record is from the annotation of a GenBank genome assembly. Lineage: Eukaryota; Fungi; Ascomycota; Sordariomycetes; Hypocreales; Nectriaceae.
AUGAGUGACUUAUUCAACCUCGACCUUCAACGGACUCGUCUCUCCCGCCGCCACGGGGCCGAAGCCGGCUCCGCUCCGGCGCCCACCCUCCCAGAGCUCUCGGCCAUUCAAGCCGCCGAAGCCAAGCUUCCGCAUCCCGAUUCGGACAGUUAUCUUCAAGGUGUCGCACAGGAAGAUGUUGUGCGUCACAUCAUUCAGGACGUUGUUCCUGCGUGUAACGGCCAGGGCAGCUCAUCCCGCUACUAUGGAUUCGUCACGGGUGGUACGCUCCCUAUCGCUGAGUGGGCGGAUAAUGUAGUCACUCGCCUGGACCAGAAUGUUCAGGUCCAUCUGCCCGCGCAGACUAUCGCUACGACGCUGGAGGAUUCGGCGUUGGAGAUGCUCGUUUCGCUGCUGAAGCUGGGGGGUUGGAAAGGUCGGACUUUCACGACUGGAGCUACGAGCAGCAAUGUGCUUGGACUCGCUUGUGGCAGGGAAGCCGUUCUGGAGAAGCGAGGACAGAGCAUUGGCGAGGUUGGAUUGUUGGCAGCGUGUCUCUCAGCCGGUGUCAAGGAGCUCCAAGUCCUCACGAGCGCAGGCCACAGCUCUUUGUCCAAGGCAGCCAGUGUAGUCGGCUUCGGACGAGCAUGUGUGAAGGAGCUGAGACUAAGCGACAGUGAGCCAUGGAGGUUGGACAUCGAUGCUCUGGAAAGAGAACUCCAGAAGAAAGACACGGCGAGUGUGAUUGCUUUGAGCGCUGGAGAAGUCAACACAGGUCGAUUUUCUUUGACGGGCGUUGAAGAGAUGCGAAGAGUCAGGGAGUUGGCGGACAAGUAUGGAGCAUGGAUCCACGUUGAUGGAGCCUUUGGCAUUUUUGCCCGUGUUCUUCCCGAGGAAGAUGAAUACAAGACUCUUCACAAGCGCGUGGAGGGUCUUGAGUUGGCUGACAGUAUUACUGUUGAUGGACACAAGCUUCUCAAUGUUCCUUACGACUGUGGCAUGUUCUUUACCCGAUCGCCUGCUAUUCUACAGUCCGUCUUUACCAACCCUAAUGCCGCGUAUCUCUCCUCGGGCGGUGUAUCCACCAUCCCCUCGCCUUUAAACAUCGGCCUCGAAAACUCACGUCGAUUCCGAGCCCUUCCAGCAUACGCCGUACUCCUUAGUGAAGGCCGGCCAGGAAUGGCGAACCUGUUAGGUAACGUGACCGCCUUAUCCCGUCAAGUGGCUGCUUUCCUCCGGGACUCGGAGCACUAUGACCUGCUCCCUGACGAUGGAGCUGGCUUGGAUGAGGUUUUCAUGAUUGUCUUGUUCCGUGCCAAGGACCCUAAGUUGAACGAUGAGUUGGUCCAGAAGAUCAACGAGACGAGACAGAUGUAUGUGAGCGGCACGAGCUGGAAGGGCGAGAAGGCUGUGCGCGUGGCUAUAUCUAACUGGAUGGUGGAUGUUGCCAAGGACUUCAAGGUGGUGACUUCUAUUCUGACCCAUGUGGCCGAGGGCAAAGAGUUCGAUAUUGAGAACUGUUAA